Eucalyptus grandis is the source of this 1455-nucleotide messenger RNA. Its product is annotated as zeatin O-glucosyltransferase. Bases 1 to 1455 code for a protein of 484 amino acids. Gene Ontology annotation, molecular function: UDP-glycosyltransferase activity. NCBI's taxonomy places the organism in Eukaryota, Viridiplantae, Streptophyta, Magnoliopsida, Myrtales, Myrtaceae. The record is from RefSeq and is a predicted model, not a curated record. The transcript has a single exon.
AUGUCCUCCCAAAAUCUACCAAAUGGCCAAAAUAUCAAAGACAUCUCAGGAUCAGUGGCGGUGAUCAUGGUGCCUCUCCCGGCUCAAGGCCACCUCAACCAGCUCCUCGAGCUCGCCCACCUUGUCACCUCCUAUGGUUUCCCCGUCCACUACGUCGGCUCCGCCUCCCACAACCACCAGGCCAAGCUCCGCUUCCAUGUCCCGGCCUUAAAGGCGCCCGGCGACAUCCGCUUCCACGACUUCCCAACCCCGCCCUUCCUCUCCCCUGCCCCGAACCCGGAUUCUUCUCACAAGUUCCCGUCCCAUCUCCUGCCAGCGUUCCAUGCCACUUCAUCGCUCCGCGGCCCCAUCGCCUCCCUCAUCCGCUCCCUCUCCUCGGAGUUGAGGCGGGUCGUUGUAGUGCAUGACUCGAUGAUGGCGUCUGUGGUCCAGGACGCUGCGUCAGUCCCCAAUGCCGAGACCUACAUCUUCCACUCGGUUUCUGCAUUUGCGCUUUAUUGGUACACGUUGGAGGCCACGGGGAUGGGGCUUCCGCCGGAGGAGGAUGUCGAUGUAACGGACCUCAUCUCGUCCAAGGGCUUACCGACCCUCCUGGACAUCUUCACAGACGAGUUCUUGAAGUUCAUGGCGUCACAGCACGAGUUCAUGAACUUGAGCUUGGGGAGCAUCUACAACACAUGCAGAGUCGUUGAAGGCCGUUAUGUAGACCUAUUUGCCAGCGCAACCGCGAGUGGCACCCGGACUAAGCACUGGGCAAUCGGGCCUUUCAACCCGGUCAAAGUACCCGAGAAGAAGUCGAGAAAAUCUGCUCACGUAUGCCUGGGGUGGCUCGACAAGCAAGCGCCAAACUCGGUCAUAUACGUGUCGUUCGGCACCACGACGGUGCUGAGCGACGAGCAGAUCCGCGAGAUCGCGAUGGGGUUGGAACGUAGUGGACAGAAGUUCAUCUGGGUAUUGAGGGAAGCUGAUAAGGCGGAUAUUUUCAGCGGAGGAGUAGAGGCGAGGAAGAUCGAACUGCCCCAAGGGUUCAAAGAGACGGUGGAGGCUCGAGAUUCAGGCGUGGUGGUGAGGGACUGGGCGCCGCAGCUCGAGAUCUUGGGGCAUCCAGCGACCGGUGGGUUCUUGAGCCACUGCGGGUGGAACUCUUGCAUGGAGAGCAUCAGCAUGGGCGUGCCGAUCCUCGCGUGGCCUAUGCAUUCGGAUCAGUCAAGCAAUGCCGUCCUGAUCACGCAAGUCCUCAAGAUUGGACUUAUGGUCCAGGACUGCAUGAGCCAAGACAAGGUCGUCAAGUCGUCCGCGAUCCAAGGUGCUGUGGAGGCGCUCAUGGCGUCGGAGCAAGGGGACGAGAUGAGGAAGAGCGCGGCGGAGUUAGGAGCCGCCGUACGGGGGUCCAUGGACGAAGGCGGAGUUUCUCGGGUCGAGCUGGACUCUUUCAUCACUCAUAUCUCUAGAUAA